Molecule: messenger RNA, 2877 nt
Organism: Scleropages formosus (Asian bonytongue)
Lineage: Eukaryota; Metazoa; Chordata; Actinopteri; Osteoglossiformes; Osteoglossidae
Product: carbohydrate sulfotransferase 6-like
Exons: 2
Coding region: 459-1685 (408 amino acids)
Biological process (GO): carbohydrate metabolic process; sulfur compound metabolic process; N-acetylglucosamine metabolic process
Cellular component (GO): Golgi membrane
Molecular function (GO): N-acetylglucosamine 6-O-sulfotransferase activity
Source: RefSeq, a predicted model, not a curated record
GUGACGUACAAGUACUGGAAGGGCAUGAUGAGGCCAUGCAAAGAAAAGGAAACGGAUGACUUUCCUUGCAGAGGUUUUCGGGGCAGCAGGUAGCCCUAGUGGUUAGCGCGUCCACCGACCUGGGCUGAAACUGCUGCUUAAGCUGUUCGCUCAAGGUAGAAGACUUAGCCUGAAUGGAUACGGUAAAAAUAUCCCGCUAUAUAAAUGGGUAAACAUUUGUAACGUUGAUUACGGUAGAUGUGGACGAAGGUGUGAGUUGAGCACGAGCGCUCAUGUUCUCUGGGGCGGUCCCCGCGCUGAAACUGGCAACUGCAGCUUACCGAGGAGCUGUUGGUGACUUCGCAGCGUUUUCAGGGGAUCUUAAACAUUUAUUUUUUUUAAUGUUGUCCAACCCUCGGUUUUAGCGUUAUACAGAAAAGGACACCUCUUAUUUGACCCAGUUUAUUGGAGUUCCCAAUAUGCCUCGUUGUGGACUGAAAUGGUCAGCGAUGGCAACUGUAGUGUCACUACAAGGCGUUAUUAUGGUCCUGCUCAUAGGAUGGAAAGGGUGGCUGACUCCGCCCACUGCUGUACCCCGCAUUCCACAAAGUCUCUCAACCCCUCAGGGCAAGGUACACGUGCUGCUGCUGUCAUCAUGGCGAUCAGGAUCCUCCUUCAUGGGACAAGUAUUUAGCCAGCACCCAGAUGUAUUCUACCUGAUGGAGCCAGGCUGGCAUGUGUGGACUACAAUGAGGCAGCCGGGAGCUGUUGCUCUCCAGACCCUAGUGCGUGACCUGCUACGCAAUGUGUUCCACUGUGACAUGUCCUCACUAGAGGCCUACACCCCCUCAAAGCGCAAUGUUUCUCAUCUUUUCAUGUGGAGCCAGAGCCGUGCCUUGUGCUCCCCCCCAGCCUGCCCCCUCACCCCAAGAAAUGCUCUCAGCAAUGACCGAGAGUGUGCAAAGCACUGUGACCAACGUGGUCUGCAGGGAGCCCAGGAAGCCUGCCACAACUACAGCCAUGUAGCUCUGAAGGAGGUGCGUCUUUUCUCCCUGGAGCCAUUAUACCCACUGCUGCGUGAUCCCACCAUCAACCUCCGAAUCAUCCACCUGGUCCGGGACCCCCGUGCUGUGGCCCAGUCCCGAGACCAGGCUGCAGUGUGGCUUAGGCGGGAUGACACACUGCUACUGGAGAUGGGUGAUCCCCGGUCUCCUGACAACCUCUUUCGCAUCAUGAAGGAGAUAUGUAAGAGCCAUUUGCGGAUUCAUGAAACAGCCAUGCGCCAGCCACCGAGCUUUUUACGUGGCCGCUACCGGCUGGUGCGCUAUGAGGACAUGGUUCGAGACCCGGUGGGGGUGGUGGAAGACCUAUACAAAUUUUCUGGACUAAAGAUGACCCCUGAAAUGAAGAACUGGAUUCACCAAGUAACUCAUGGAAAGAGCCGAAAGAACCCUGCCUUCAAGGUUAGCUCGAGGGAUGCUGCCACAGUGUCUGAAGCCUGGCGGACCAAGCUGGCCUACAGUAAAGUGCGCCGUGUCCAGAAUGUUUGCAGCGCUGCCAUGUCCCUGCUGGGUUACCUGCCUGUGGCCAAUGAGCGAGAGCAGAAACAGCUUGGACUUGACUUGCUGGUUCCACACAAACCCAGCCACUUCAGCUGGAGCUCCUCAAAAAACAAAAGUGAACAUGUCAACUAUGGCCAGAUGUGACCCUCAACUGGAGGGAGUGUGGUUUCUAACCCAUACACAUCUCUGGCUUCUUCUGCAAGUUUUUCAGUUUGAAGAGCUAGUGAAGUUGGAGGCAAAGGUUCAAAUAAUAAAUGUAUGUUUAAUUACAGCACAGCGUUCACGUUGACUUUUUAACUUAUUUAAAGUAUUGUGAUUACUGUAAGAUUGUUAAUCAAAAUCUCCUGAAGGAACUGGCAUUAAUUGGGUAUGUGAUAUUAGCUUAAGUGCUGAUAUGUUCAUGAUGUAUUCUCAUAACGUUUAUUUGUGAAACACAGCAGAUUUGCAGUGUUUCAUGCUACUUGGUCAAGUUGUAUUUUUAACUGUGAUGCUUGUAAUUGAAAGUUUAGUUUUUUAGCUGGGAAUUUUUUUUUUAAUAUAAAAAAAGGUUUUCACUCAUUCUGUAGAUAUUUCCCAGGCAGCUACAUUUGUCCCAGCAGACACAAAUUUUAUUUCUGCAAUUAUGAAUAUACUACAUACUGUAAUUGUAAAUGUAAGAAAGACAAACGUGAAAUUCCCUUUGUGCAGGAGUUGGUCAUUCAGUGUCCUUUCGCUUGCUUUUUUUUUGUUAUUAAGUAAAAGUAUGUAGUAAAUUUUAUCCUUAUAUAUACUCAAGACAGUAUCAAGAUUUGCCCACACACUGUUCUUCACACAAAUGAUUAGCUCUCUGUUAUUGAUUAUGUAUCAUAUCUGCUGAAAUUCGUUGUAAUUUGAAGCUUCCCAAUCAUGUAAUACCUUGCACUUUCAUUAUGUUUUGUAUUUUGUUCUAUCAAACUGGACAACCCACUGAUUUUGCCUGCCUCCUCAGCUUAGAGUCCAGAAGUAAACUCAAGUCUGUCUUUCUCUCAGCACAUCGAAGCCGCAACUUGGACCUGCAAAUACAUUCUGUGUAACAUCUGUUAGAUCCACCCCUAUCUAUUUAGACUCUCUGCAACUACUUGUCCAGGCCUUGGUGAUAUCCCGCCAGGACUACUGCACUCUCACCUGUAUCUCGCUUCCAGCUACUGCCAUCAAAUCUGUAAAGCUGAUACAGAAUGCUGCUGCACGAGUUGUUUGAGCUGCCAAAGCAUUCCCACGCAUCUCCCCUCCUUGUCUUUUUGCAUUGGCUUCUUAUAGGUGUCCAGAUCAAAUUCAAGACUGUGGUUACAGUCUACACAAGCAUCAGUGGAACUGCUCC